This is a messenger RNA of Magnolia sinica, 2961 nucleotides long. Its product is annotated as RNA demethylase ALKBH10B-like. The transcript has 8 exons. Lineage: Eukaryota; Viridiplantae; Streptophyta; Magnoliopsida; Magnoliales; Magnoliaceae. Bases 526 to 2628 code for a protein of 700 amino acids. Gene Ontology annotation, molecular function: mRNA binding; demethylase activity. Gene Ontology annotation, biological process: mRNA catabolic process. The record is from RefSeq and is a predicted model, not a curated record.
UACCGAAAAUACCCUUCUAAUCCCGAUUCUUCCUUCAUGAAAAUCUAUAAACUCAUUCAUAUAUAAAUACCCGAUCUUCUUCUCUCUCUCUUCUCCUUCAAAACCCUAGAUCGCAUUCAGCUUUCGAAUUCCAAUCUCUCCACUGCCAUUUCACAGUCUAGAUCUGGAAAAUUCAGCUCCAGAUCGACGAUCUUCUCUGCAUUUCAUCUUUUUGCACGGAGAAAUUGGAUCUCAUUCCUCUUGAAUGGAGAUUUUUUUAUUUUUUAUUUUUCACAUUUCUUCUCGGGGAAUUUUUAUGUGAUUUGAGGCCUUUCUUGUGAUUGCUGCAGCGAACCGCAUCGAGUUGUUGUAUUUUAGAGCUUUUAAUUUUGCAUUUUGAGAUAUUUUGUUGAAUUAUUUUUAUAUUUUAUUGUACUGAUCUAACGAUUGGCGGAUAUACAAUCUUUUAAGAGUAUACUUAAAAAGGAAUCGGAAUAGGUGAUCUUGACAUUGAGAUCUGUAGAAAUGAGAUUGUAGUGGAUUUUCAUGGCAUCGGGAAAUGCGGUGAUUUCUGAUAAAAUGCAGUUUCCAAGCGGUGGCGGUGGCGGUGGUAAUGGUGAGAUCCAUCACCCCCGGCAGUUGGUCCUGGACGAGCGGGAUGGGUUCAUCUUCUGGCUGCGGGGGGAAUUUGCUGCUGCGAAUGCCAUCAUUGACUCUUUAUGUAACCAUCUACGGUCCAUUGGCGAUACAGGGGAGUAUGAUUUCGUUCUCAGUUGCAUACAGCAGCGGCGGUGCAAUUGGAAUCCGGUCCUUCAUAUGCAGCAGUAUUUCUCGGUAGCGGAAGUGAUGUACGCAUUGCAGCAGGCAACGUGGAGGCGGCAGCAGAGGUGCUUCGAUCAGACUAAGAUUGUGGAGAAGGAUUCGAAGAGAUAUGGUUUUGGGUAUAGACACGUGCAGAAACCUGGUUUUGAACCUCAGUCUCGCAAUGUGAAUUCUUCUGUUACCUUGAAUGGUCCGGAUUUGAGCUCAGAUAAAGGAGAACAGAAGUCAGAGGAAGAAGAGGAGGGGAAAGAGAGGAGCGAGAUCCAACAGUUGGAUGAGAAGGGUUCGGUAGCAGUUGAAGAUAAGGAAGGGGUUGAUGGCAUUACUAGUUCUCAGGCAGAUUGCAACCUGAAGAAUGGUGGAAACCCAUCAGAAACCUGCUGCAAUAAUUUGGGGCCUGAGACAAUGAAGGAUGGUUGUCCCCCCGAGUUGAAAGUGCCUUGCAAGACUGUCCCUCCAAAGGGUGGGGCUGAUGCUAGCCUAAACCAAGAUGAGAAGCAGAAACUGAUGCCAGCCCCUAAAGUUUUUGUUGGCACUGAAAAUUUUGACCAGAAAACGGUUAAUGUUGUUGAAGGGCUAAAACUGUAUGAGGAACUGUUUGAUAGCUCUGAAAUUUCAAGGCUUGCUUCAUUGGCAAAUGAAUUGAGAGCAGCUGGACGGAGAGGAGAGCUUCAAGGGCAGACAUAUGCUGUUUCAAAGAGACCUAUGAAGGGGCAUGGAAGAGAAAUGAUACAAUUGGGAGUCCCGGUUGCAGAUGGACCACCAGACGAUGAACAUUCAUCUGGGACCUUCAAAGGCAAGAAGGUGGAACCCAUUCCUAGCUUGCUGCAAGAUGCUAUCAAUCAAUUUCUUCGUUUGCAAGUAACGACUUUGAAGCCAGAUUCUUGCAUCAUCGACUUCUUUAAUGAGGGGGAUCAUUUGCAGCCUCACCUGUACCCACCAUGGUAUGGUAGGCCUAUCUGCGUUCUGCCCUUGACAGAAUGUGAUGCGGUUUUCGGCAAAGUCAUUGGACUAGAUCACCCUGGGGAUUACAGAGGCUCCCUUAAGCUCUCUCUGGCAGCUGGGUCGCUGCUUGUGAUUCAAGGGAAAAGUGCAGAUAUUGCCAGGCAUGCAAUCUCAUCGAUGCGCAAGCAGCGCAUCCUUGUCACCUUCACAAAGUCACAGCCAAAGAAAGCCCCGCUAACCGACGGCCAGCACCACUCCAUGGCCCCGGCAGCCACUGCACCACCACCACCCUUGCCUUGGGGGCCACCCCCAAGCAGGCAGCUGAGCAUUGCACGCCAUCCGGCAGGCCCAAAGCAUUUUGGAGCAGUGCCCACUACGGGCGUGCUGCCCGCCCCAUCUAUUGGUCCACAACGCCUACCGCAUCCCAAUGGCAUACAACCACUAUUUGUGACUGCCCCAGUGGCGCCAGCAGUGCCAUACCCAGCACCGGUGCCACCGCUCCCACCUGUGUCGGCUGGAUGGCAGGUGGUUCCUCCAAGGCCGGCCCCACCUCGGCUCCUGGUACCAGGAACUGGAGUCUUCCUCCCUCCCCCUGGCUCAACAGGUCAUUCCCCAACUACACAGCAGCCAGUGGCAGUGAUCACAGCUGAAGCAAGCAUCCCAGCGGAGACGGCGUGCCCACCAGAGAGUGAAAAUGCAGGGCCAGAAAGAUUGAAUUCUGGAAGCAAUGGUCCGAAGGGUAAGAUAGAUGGAAAAGGGCAGAGACAGGAAUGCAAUGUAAGUCUCAGCAGUGUUGGUGGUGGAAAGGUUGGGGCCAAGGAAGACGAGCAGAGUGUUAACGUCAAGAAGGUUGCAGGCAAGCUGGCUGCUGCCGUUAAAUGAGAGAGAGAGAGAGAGAGAGAGAGAGAGAGAGAGAGAGAGAGAGGGUAAUUCUUUCAAGCAUUUGAAAAGAGAGUAGGCUGCAAUGCGGCCACCGAGACUGGGGCAAAUGUAAAGAGCGGCGGAGGGGAGAGAGAGAGGCUUGACUUUUGAGAACUAUUUUUUCAGUUUCUGUAGCAAUUUUUCUUCUUCUGGAUUUGUAUUUUUCCAGUCUCUUUCUCUCUCUACCUAUAUUGGAUCGGUUGAAUUCACAAAAUAGAUUUGAAAAGAAACAUCGAUGAGGAAAUCUGUGGAAGGUCGUUGGUUUUAGUUUCCAUCAUGUCGAGGGAAACUUUA